Molecule: messenger RNA, 465 nt
Organism: Manihot esculenta (cassava)
Lineage: Eukaryota; Viridiplantae; Streptophyta; Magnoliopsida; Malpighiales; Euphorbiaceae
Product: transcription factor MYB1
Exons: 2
Coding region: 1-465 (154 amino acids)
Source: RefSeq, a predicted model, not a curated record
AUGGGAAGAGCGUAUACCUCUUCAAAGGGAGGUUUCAACAGAGUAGCAUGGACUCCUCACGAAGACAAAAGGCUUACGAAUUACAUCUCCAUACAUGGUCCAGGUAAAUGGGAGAGGCUUGCCAAAGAAUUAGGUCUAAAUAGAUGUGGAAAAAGCUGCAGGCUUCGAUGGUUGAAUUACCUGAGACCUGGCAUAAAGAGAGGGAACUUUUCAAAAGAUGAAGAAGACCUAAUUACCAGGCUCCACAAGCUCUUAGGCAACAAAUGGUCUCAAAUAGCAGGGAGACUUCCUGGGCGAACAGACAACAAAAUAAAGAAUCACUGGAAUACUUAUUUAGCUAAGAAGGCGAAAGAGUUGCAUUUCAUGACCUUACCUAGACUUCACAUGGAGAAAGAAUGUCCAGCUUCAAGCACAGGAGAGAAAACUGGAGAACAAGAUACUCAACUAGUUAAUGAGGCAAUGUAA